AUUUCACCCUAAACCGAGUUCUUCCAUUUCAUCCCAUGUGGCACCGUGUAAUGACACUGAUUCAUCAGUGAUACAAAUAUUUUUAUAUUAUACAACUGGGAUACAAAAAAUAAGCUUCAAUAAUGGCCAGUUUGAAGGUUGAUAAUCCAGAAAAACCCGUACAAGAAACAGCUCCGAUUCAUAGAAUCAGGAUCACCUUAACUUCACGCAAUGUUCGUUCGCUUGAGAAAGUUUGCGCAGAGUUAAUUCAAAGAGGAAAGAAGCAAAAACUCAAAGUCAAAGGACCUGUGAGGAUGCCUACAAAGAUUUUGAGGAUUACAACGCGAAAAACACCUUGUGGUGAAGGCUCGAAAACAUGGGAUCGCUUUCAAAUGCGUAUUCACAAAAGGGUUAUAGACCUUUAUUCGCCUUCUGAAAUUGUUAAACAAAUAACCAGUAUCAAUAUCGAGCCCGGUGUAGAGGUUGAAGUAACUAUUGCCAAUGACUAAAGUGAAAAUAAUGAUUUUAUUGCCAUCAUUACAUAUUAAUAAAAAACACUUUAUAAACAUUUA
Messenger RNA from Ceratosolen solmsi marchali, 551 nucleotides. It is a transcript of the gene RpS20, whose product is annotated as ribosomal protein S20. The transcript is spliced from 3 exons. Lineage: Eukaryota; Metazoa; Arthropoda; Insecta; Hymenoptera; Agaonidae. Gene Ontology annotation, biological process: translation. The record is from RefSeq and is a predicted model, not a curated record. Gene Ontology annotation, cellular component: small ribosomal subunit; ribosome. The coding region runs from base 123 to 488 and encodes 121 amino acids. Gene Ontology annotation, molecular function: structural constituent of ribosome.